This is a messenger RNA of Pieris rapae (cabbage white), 1006 nucleotides long. RefSeq names its product EEF1A lysine methyltransferase 1. Gene Ontology annotation, biological process: methylation. Bases 242 to 889 code for a protein of 215 amino acids. The transcript has 3 exons. Gene Ontology annotation, molecular function: nucleic acid binding; protein-lysine N-methyltransferase activity. The record is from RefSeq and is a predicted model, not a curated record. NCBI's taxonomy places the organism in Eukaryota, Metazoa, Arthropoda, Insecta, Lepidoptera, Pieridae.
UAAAACCUAUAACCUUUCAAUAUUAAUAACUAAAACUUACCUUCCCAUUAAAAAAUAAUCGUAAUAUAACAGAUAGGUAUAAAAGCUUAUUACGAUUUAACUUCGUCGUGGUAUUACUCCACGUGCAUGGUGCUAAUCACUAACGUUAGACGUUGACCAAACCAAACUAGGGGCCACUUAACCUAUUUUUAACUGUCAGGGUACCCGGUACUCUUCAUAUUAUAAUAGGUUACUUAGAAAAAUGGAUGAAGAUGAUGAUAUUCCAAGUUUGUCGGCGGAAACUUUCGCAGCAUUACAAGAAUUCUAUGCCGAACAAGACAAACGUCAAGAAAUACUAAACAAGUUGGAAGCUGACAAAAAAUUGAAUGAAAAUAUUAUAUUUGAAGAAAACUGGCAACUAAGCCAGUUUUGGUAUAAUGAAGCCACAAUACAAGCCCUUGUCCAAGUAAUUGAGAAAUCUGUUCCCAACGGUGGAAAGGUUGCAUUAAUAUCAUGCCCCACAUUAUUUGUACCAGCCAAAAGACAUAUGGGAAAUAGAAUUAGCUUAUCACUUUUGGAAUAUGACAGAAGAUUUGAAGUUCAUGCACCAGAUUAUAUUUUCUAUGAUUAUAAUACACCAGAUAGGUUACCACAAGGUUUAGAACACACAUAUGACUUGGUUAUUGCAGAUCCACCAUUCCUGGCUGAGGAAUGUAUUCAAAAAACUUCAGAAACAAUAAAAUUAUUAUCUAAAGAUAAGAUUGUAGUCUGUACAGGUACAAUUAUGAAAGAAAAUGUAGAAAAACUAUUGAAUUUAAAAAUUUGUGAAUUUGAACCACAACACAGGAAUAAUCUAGCCAAUGAAUUUUCAUGUUAUGCUAACUUUGAUUUGGAUGCCAUUUUAAGAUAAACUAUAGGCACAAUAAUAUACAGCACAAUUUGUGUUCAAAAUAUCUAUUGUAUAUAUCAAUUACAGACAAUUCUGAGUAACUACUCAGAAUUGAUUUAGAAGAAUUGAUAACCUAGU